Molecule: messenger RNA, 1906 nt
Organism: Oryza sativa Japonica Group (Japanese rice)
Lineage: Eukaryota; Viridiplantae; Streptophyta; Magnoliopsida; Poales; Poaceae
Source: RefSeq, a predicted model, not a curated record
AUGAUGAGAGAGAACACUGGUGGUCGUCUGGUCGGGUGACCGGAGGACAAAGAUACGAUACAUCCAGUCCUCACCCCGCCGCCGCCAUCCAGGCGCCGACGACCUCCCAUCUCGGAGCCGGCCGGUGACCACCGUGCCACCCUUCUUCCCCCCACCUCCACCACGCCGCCGCUCCACCCCCGCAGAUCCAGAACGCAUCCCCCGCCGCCACCAGCCGCCAUCCCGGCUUUGACGACCACCAUCCGGAGCAGGUGACCACUGACCACCGCGCCACGCCGCAUCCCCCGCCAUCCACCACCUGCCCUGCUCGCGAUGAACGAUGGCAGCCUUCAGAUGUGUUCCGCCAUGCCUCGGGAGCAAUAUCCUUGAUCCGGGUAGGGGUUUUCUUUCGGACAAGUGCUUCAACUGCCGCGAGGUUGGUCAUCGGGUAGCAACGUGUCCGGUUGUUCCUCCCCGCCCGCAGCGUGCUCGACCGGUUGCCACCGGGAAUCCACCACGCUCCUUGUCAAAGCUGCGAGGGAAGUGCUUCAAUUGUCUGGCAGCUGAUCACCGUGUCGCGGCUUGCACUCAUCCUCCCCGUUGCCUUUGUUGUUGGGGAUAAGGCCAUUUCGCUCGGUGGUGCCCUUCUUCAGGCCACUUCUCCUCAGCUUCACAGAGGGCUGUCCCUGUUGCCUACUCUUCACAGAGUGCAGGGGGAUACCAGUCGAUGUUGAUCACGUUCAAUGCCGACGCGAUUUCUACAGCUUUGAUUUCUCAAGCUAUUAGCGAGAAGCUUUGUAUCCCACCUGCCGAGUUCCGGGUGGAGAUUCUUCCAAAGAUGACAAAUGACAAUGUUGGUGCCGAGUCCCGGGUGGAGGUUCUUCCAAAGAUGACAAAUGACAAUGUUGGUGUCCCCAAUAAGGUGGUUUUGGGGUGCCAUUUGCCAGAUGGUCAGGAAGUGCCCUCUUCUCCACCCGAGGGAGAUUUGGAGAAGCUUACAGCAGCGCCCCUUCCUUCAGUUGUAUCGCCCCUUUCUCCGAGCGCACCUAACACAGCCGUCGCAUUGACUGUUUCAACAUCCCAUGGGAGUGUUCCUUCAUCUCUCAAUGAAGGACAUGGGGUAUCUAGCAAGAUAGCUGCACCAAAGGAAGAGCAUGUUACUCCAACUAUGGACCCUCCAUCUAGGUGUGAGCAUCUUCCUCUUGAGGUUGCACCAAGCAACCUGGUGACAGAUAAAGCAGAGCUACUUGAGAUCACAAAAGCUCCAGCGGUGAAGAAUAGGUUGGCCAAAAGAGUGCGGCAAAAGAUUAUCACUGCCACCUCUCGAAGAAGUGUCCCUCUACCUUCAAACAUGAAGAAAAGGCGACUCCUCAUUGACCAAAUGAAAACAUAUGUACUCAUGAAGAAGCUAGGCAUUAUCACAAAGGAUGAGGAGGUGGAUGAAGACACUAUGGAUAGGUGCAUUGCGUUCCUAAAAGAGGCAUACCCGGGACACUAUGUUCAGCUUGCUGUAAUCUUAUUUGGGCUACACAACGUGGCUCGUGUUCCAGGACCUUAACCUAGAUUCAUAUUAGUUUGGUCAGAUGCGUGACUUGUUUAGGUGUUUUAGGUGUUUUGGGUGCUUUGGUGUGACUUGUUUAGGUGUUGGGUGUUUUAGGUGUUUUGGGUGCUUUGGUGUUUGCAGGUGUUUAGUGUAGCUUUGGGGAAUGUAUUAUAGAUGUUUUGGCUGCUUUGGUGUUUGCAGGUGUUUAGUGUAGCUUUGGAGAAUGUAUUAUAGAUGUUUUGGCUGCUUUGGUAUUUCAGGUGUCUAGUGUAGCUUUGGGUAAUGAUCUUGAGGUGCUUGUAGGAUGGUGUUUUCAGUGGGAACCCUUUCUUGGGUCGAUGUGUAUCUCUUCUUUAUCAAUGAAAUGAAGCAGUUUCUGCCUUU